Molecule: messenger RNA, 885 nt
Organism: Sugiyamaella lignohabitans
Lineage: Eukaryota; Fungi; Ascomycota; Dipodascomycetes; Dipodascales; Trichomonascaceae
Gene: SPS19
Product: Sps19p
Exons: 1
Coding region: 1-885 (294 amino acids)
Cellular component (GO): intracellular anatomical structure
Molecular function (GO): oxidoreductase activity, acting on NAD(P)H, oxygen as acceptor
Source: RefSeq, a predicted model, not a curated record
AUGACCGACUUGAACAAUAAUACUGCCAAGGGUGCUGUGGUGCCUCCUCCUCCUUCGGCCGCUGAUAUUGCUGCUGCCAAUGCGUCUAUUCCCGAUGUUCCUUUUGAACCCAAGAACUUUCUCGCCAAAUUCCGUCUUGAUGGUAAAGUUGCCGUUGUCACUGGAGGUGCCCGUGGUCUUGGUUUUUCCAUGGCCGAGGGUCUUUGUUCCGUGGGUUUGAAGGGAAUUGCCAUUCUCGAUGUUCAGACCGAUCUUGGUCUCGACGCUAUUAAGAAGCUCCAUGGAGCUUAUGGUGUUCAAGCUCAAUUCUAUAAAGUAGAUGUUCGUGACGAGACUGCUGUCAACGAUAUUAUGGACUCGAUUGCCCGUGAUUUGGGUGCUAUUGACAUUGUCGUCAACUCUGCUGGUGUUGCUGACCUCGUUCAUGCUGAGGAGUAUCCUUCCGAGAAGUUCAGAAGAGUCAUUGAUAUCAAUCUCAACGGUUCGUUCCUGGUCACUCAAGCCGCUGCUAAGCACAUGAUUGCUCAAGGCAGAGGUGGUACUAUUAUCUUCAUUGCCUCGAUGUCUGGUUCUAUUGUCAACUGGCCCCAACCACAAUCUGCUUACAACGCAUCCAAGGCCGCUGUCAAGCACCUCAUGAAGUCGCUGGCUGCCGAAUGGGCCGUGCACCGCAUCCGUUGUAACUCGAUCUCUCCCGGAUACAUGGACACUGCCCUCAACCGUUCGUACACCACUCUUUUCAACGAGUGGAAGGACCGCACCCCAUUGGGCCGUCUCGGCGAUCCCGACGAGCUCACUGGCGCCUGCAUCUGGCUCGCUUCCGAGUCAUCGGCCUUCUGUACGGGCUCCGACAUUGUCAUCGACGGUGGUUACACUGUCUUGUAA